Molecule: messenger RNA, 2027 nt
Organism: Anopheles funestus (African malaria mosquito)
Lineage: Eukaryota; Metazoa; Arthropoda; Insecta; Diptera; Culicidae
Product: queuosine salvage protein
Exons: 1
Coding region: 152-1336 (394 amino acids)
Source: RefSeq, a predicted model, not a curated record
AAUCAUUAUCAGCGAUGCUUUAUGCAACUUACGCACUUUAUUGAUGUUCAAUUUAUCCCAGCAUCAUAUCUAAAUCCAUAGAUAUAAACGAGCCUGUAUCUAAUGUCAAACAAAUCAAAUUAUGAUUUAUAAAACAUAAACAUUAGGCUGAAUGCUGCAGUGCGCGCGCUUUUUAGUCUCGUUUAGCCGGCCCCAAUUACCACGCGCAAUAUCUCAACCACACACAACACGUGCGGCUCUCGGCGUUGCUGUGCUAAGUAAACCCUGCAACCGAUCUAACUCCACCAUGGCUCCUCAACUGUUUCCUGCUGCUUCCUGUGAGCUGAUCGUAAGGAACGCCCGCUACAUUAGCGUACACGAAGAAGCCAUCGACAAGCUGGCGGAUCGCGUCAUUCGGGGUAUAAAGGACAAGGAAAUUAACAUUGAAAACUUUUCCCAACACGAACACCAUCCGACAGCGAAGGAUCCGCAUGCGGUGAAUUGGAUUUUUCUGAUCGAUACGCUUAACUUUUGCUUCUGGACACCGGGAGCCGAUGCAACGAAGUGGAAGGUCGAGGGCCAAACGGGGUACUUUGCACUGUGUGCCGCUAUUAACCGUGCAAUGCGUGAAGGAAUCGACAUCACAAAUCCGGCAUACUAUUCGAAAAUUACGCUCGAGCAGUUAGAGUCGAUUCUGCGUUCCGACACGGAAGACACGAAAGCGCCACUGCUUGCAUCGAGGGUGGACUGUUUGCACGAGGUUGGCCAGGUGCUGCUCGAACGGUAUGAGGGGAAAUUUGAAAACUGUGUCCGCACCUGUGACGGGUCAGCGGUUAAGCUGCUGCACCGCAUUGUGGAAGACUUUCCCUGCUUCCGGGAUGAAGCCGUACUGAAGCAUGGUGGUGAUGAUGGAGCUUCGCCACUAGAGACACGUGUAUCGUUUUACAAGCGAGCCCAAAUCUUGGUUGGCGAUGUGUGGUCCUGUUUCCGGGGUGAAGGAUUGGGUCGGUUUGAAGAUAUCGAUACUAUAACGAUGUUUGCCGACUAUCGCGUCCCACAGGUGCUGGUACACUUCGGUACGUUAACCUACAGCGACGAAUUGAUGGCAUUACUGAAGGAGGACAAAUUGUUGGAGAAUGGAUGUCGUGAGGAAAUUGAAAUUCGUGGUGCUUCCAUCUACGUGGUGGAACAGUUGAAGGCGAUGGUACGCGAGAAACUGAUUACGAGUCAUCCUGAUAUUGAUCCGAAGUGUGUUAAUGCGAUCUUGUUGGAUCACUUCCUUUGGGACUAUCGUCGGAAGCAUGCUGCUGAACUGGAGUACAUUCCGUUUCACAAGACAAUUAGCGUGUACUAUUGAACCAGCCGGACAGAACCCAUUGCUAAGAUCUGGUUAGCUAAUGAACCUUAAUGCAGCUCAGUGAGUAAUUCUCGAAAUUUGAAAUAGACAGCUAACAAUAAAUCAUGGUGUAAAAAAACUAUCAAAAAUGACUAACACUUAUUAAUUGGCAUUACCUCGGGUUGGGAUUGGUCACAUUUUCGUCGUCUAUCAAUAUUUUAUCAUUAUCCUUCAAGAAGCAUCGGGGCGGGCCUGUGGCAUAUUUGAUAAAUGUCGCCUGUUCCCCGUAGCAUGGACAGAUUAUCCGUCUGCGUGGUAAAAAUAAGUCUUGAUACGGCUUGGCCGUUCGUAAGAAGCAUCAUCAAGCGAUUAUAGUUUGUCGCCCCACAACACAGAAUCGGCCUAUUCGUAAGGUGGGAUUGUGUCGUCCGGUGUCAUUUUCAUGUUGCAAGGAUUCUUAAGGAUCUCCUGUGCUGCGGGUCACAUCCUAUACCAACAUACUGAACAGGAUCGGGGUCACUUCUACGGAAAUUGACAAGGGGAUUCCCAUCUAAUUUCUUCAGAGACUGGAAUUUGAUCACUCUAAUUCUAGUAAACUGAGCAGAAAAUGCAAAGUUUGAUCAAAAGGAAGAUCACGAUGAUGGUCGGUUUUACAUUUAAUUGAGGUAUACUCACCUGAUCCAUCUACAGCAUAUUCCAGCUCCAGAUUUGC